This is a messenger RNA of Branchiostoma floridae (Florida lancelet), 3032 nucleotides long. RefSeq names its product very long-chain acyl-CoA synthetase-like. Lineage: Eukaryota; Metazoa; Chordata; Leptocardii; Amphioxiformes; Branchiostomatidae. The coding region runs from base 792 to 2675 and encodes 627 amino acids. Gene Ontology annotation, molecular function: long-chain fatty acid transmembrane transporter activity; long-chain fatty acid-CoA ligase activity. The record is from RefSeq and is a predicted model, not a curated record. The transcript has 9 exons.
AGGCUAUACAUAUUCUUUGUCAGGCUGGGAUGGUUCAUCUAAAAGUGAACCAAUCGAAUCACGGGCAACCUGUAGUUUGCAUUUAAUACCUUUGCUCGGAUCGGGUCAAUCUACGGUUAACGAUGUGCUGGCUGGUGAGACGUUGUUGUAACUAGAGACUGUUUUAAGUUAAAAUUUAUUACACUAAAUCAUUUUUAUUCUUCAAAUGACCAUGGCUGUUAUAAGUCAGGACGUACUCGUGGGUAAAAGCAGUACAAAUAUACCUCUGCUCAAAACAGCUGUGCAUGUGAGUCAAUAGCAUGAAGAGGGAACCAAUAAACAACACUUUAAUAAGAAAGCAACCUUAGUGUCAACUUUAAAGUUAAGGCCCGAUCAGCAUAGGGAAACUUCUCUAAAGCGAUAUACAUGUAUGUACCGUUUACCAUAGAGGUUUUAUGUACCGUUUACCAUAGAGGUUUAAAAACCCUUCUAUUUUACGAUCACUUUGAUUUCCCUUGCUUAAUCUUGCUAGACUCCACUGAGAGUUGUAGUCACUGCUAUAGCUGAACCAAAACCAUCCAUUCUUUCUUCUAUCUUUUUUUGUUGUUGUUGUUCUGGUGAUUUCCAUUCAUUCUUCCCACUCAUACAGGAACCUUGUUUCAUGAAACACAGGUAGGAGGCUCGGAGGUCAAGAAGGCUCAUCAAACAAGACCUGGUGAAUGAAUAACCGGCACAAAGUGGGUCAAAAGGCACGUAUGAUACUCCAGCACCGACCCUGUAUCCUGGCCUUAGUAUAGAAACCUGAGGUGAACAUGAAGCCAACUAGUGGCGGUGCGCUAUAUGCAACAGUCGGAGGUGUGUCCACUGCCCUUGUGGCCACCAGGGUACUGUAUCCGUCCCUGUGGCAAGACCUGCGCUACCUCUGGAUCUCCAAUCGUGCGUCCAAACAGGUAACCAGGUAUCUUUCAGUCGAACCCCCGAUCACCAUAGUGGACCGCUUUCUACACCAGGUUCAGCUCCAGCCAGACAAGCCCUUCCUCCUGUUCGAGGAUGAAGUCUACACCUACAGGGACGUGGACGUCAUGUCCAACAAGGUGGCCAACUUCUUCCGGGGGGAGGGGUACAGGUGCGGAGACACCGUCGCCAUGCUGAUCUACAACGAGCCGGCCUUCAUCUGGACCUUCCUAGGACUGGCCAAGUUGGGGGUGAAGAUGGCGUUCCUGAACACCAACCUGAGGACAAAGUCACUGCUGCACUGCUUCAACGUCUCGGAGGCAAAGGCUCUCAUUGUGGGACAAGGAGUUGACUUAUUUGAGGCAACUCUAGAAAUUUUGCCGGAACUACAAGGACAGGGUGUAAGCAUCUGGGUGCAGGGAGAUGCAAAUCCCACAGAAGGCAUCCUAUUAUUGGACGAAAAGAUUGCAACUUCGUCAGCUCAGCCAAUCCCGUUCAAGUUUAGAUCUUCCGUCGCGGGGAAUGAUGCUCUUGCCUACAUCAACACUUCUGGCACAACCGGCCUGCCGAAAGCCGCGAUCUACAGCUACGAGAAGGCGACAAAGUCGUCCUUCAUGUUCACCUUUGCAGGGAUCCGUUCUAGUGACGUGGUGUAUGUCGUCACGCCCCUGUAUCACUCCAGUGCCUUCGGCGUGGGCUUCACAACUGUCGUAGAGCACGGUGCAACCAUGGCGCUGGCCAGGAAGUUCUCUGCGAGUCGCUAUUGGGACGACUGUCGGAAACACAAUGUAACCCUGCUCCUGUACAUCGGAGAAAUGCUGCGGUAUCUAUGCGUGCAGCCAAAGCGUUCGAACGACAGAGACCACAAGGUCCGGGCCGCGCUGGGAAACGGUCUGGCGCCGGCCGUGUGGAAGGAGUUUCAGGACAGGUUCGGCAUCAGGCAGAUUGUGGAGUUCUACGGCGCCACGGAGAGUAACAUCAGGCUGAUGAACAUCACGGGGAAGAGAGGGUCUGUGGGCAUGAUCUCUCCUCUGAUUCAGAACACCACCCCGUGUCCGCUCUACAUCUUAAAAGUGGAUUUGGAGACGGGGCAGCCAAUCAGGGAUGACAACGGCUUGUGCAUCAAAACACAAACAGGAGAGCCAGGGUUGCUGAUCUGCCCCAUCAGCAAAGCAGUCCCAUUCCAGGGAUACAAGGGAAACAAAGAGCUCACGGAGAAAAAGGUUCUGCGAGACGUCUUCAAGAAAGGCGACGCAUACUUUGACUCCGGUGACCUGAUGAAAGUUGACAAGGACUAUCAUGUAUACUUCGUAGACAGACUUGGUGACACAUUUAGGUGGAAAAGUGAAAACGUUGCCACUACAGAGGUUGCACAGGUGUUACAUGACAUGCAGGGCGUCGACGAGGUCAACGUGUACGGUGUGAAAGUGCCAGGUUCUGAGGGAAGAGCAGGGAUGGCCGCCGCCGUGGUUUCCAAAGACACACGUCCGGACCUUUCCCAGUGGUACGCUCACAUCGAGUCCCGCCUGCCCAGCUACGCCAGACCGCUGUUUCUCCGGCUGACCAGAGAGAUCAGCGUCACCGGAACUCUUAAACAGCAAAAGACACAGUUAGUCAGGGAGGGAUUCGAUCCGACUCAGAUCAGCGACCCGCUUUAUUUCAGGAAUGAUGAUCAAAAGACUUAUGUACCCCUGGACCUGGAUCUGUAUAGGAGGAUUGCGCUCGGGAAGGCCAAGUUGUGACGGUGUUUUCCGAUACUGAGUGAUCCUUGUCCAGAUAUAAAUUGAAGCUACAAGCAGACUGAAUAAGUAAUUGAAGCUACAAGCAGACUGAAUAAGUCAUUGAAGCUACAAGCAGACUGAAUAAGUCAUUGAAGCUACAAGCAGACUGAAUAAGUCAUUGAAGCUACAAGCAGACUGAAUAAGUCAUUGAAGCUACAAGCAGACUGAAUGAGUCAUUUGGCAGUGAUACCAAAAUGUGCAAUCGUUAUAGUAAUUUGCCAAUAUCAUUUCAUCGUACGCAGGUUACGUUGACGAAUUGGAUUUUUUGUCGUACUUGGUAAUGGCACACCUCGGUUGAUUAUAAAACGUGCAACGUUA